This is a messenger RNA of Mus pahari (shrew mouse), 1060 nucleotides long. RefSeq names its product olfactory receptor 51I2. Lineage: Eukaryota; Metazoa; Chordata; Mammalia; Rodentia; Muridae. The transcript has a single exon. Bases 76 to 1014 code for a protein of 312 amino acids. The record is from RefSeq and is a predicted model, not a curated record. Gene Ontology annotation, cellular component: membrane. Gene Ontology annotation, molecular function: G protein-coupled receptor activity; olfactory receptor activity. Gene Ontology annotation, biological process: G protein-coupled receptor signaling pathway.
UCCAGUAAGCACAGGUCUUGUAAUUCUCCAAGCAAGAAGAUCAGAUCCCGAGACACAUCCUGGGUUCCCCCUGUGAUGGCACUGUUCAAUGUCACUCACCCUGCCUCCUUUCUCCUGACUGGUAUCCCUGGUCUGGAGAGCCUCCACCCCUGGCUGGCAGGGCCCCUUUGUGUGAUGUAUGCCGUGGCCCUCGGAGCAAAUACUGUGAUCCUGCAGGCUGUGCGAGUGGAGCCCAUCCUCCAUGCUCCCAUGUACUACUUCCUGUCCAUGUUGUCUUUCAGUGAUGUGGCCAUGUCCAUGGCCACACUGCCCACUGUGCUCAGAACCUUCUGCUUUGAUGCCCGCAGCAUUGCUUUUGAGGCCUGUCUAGUCCAGAUGUUCCUCAUUCAUUUUUUCUCGAUGAUGGAGUCAGGGAUUCUGCUGGCUAUGAGUUUUGACCGCUAUGUGGCCAUAUGUGAUCCCUUGCAUUAUGCCACUGUCCUCACCAAUGAAUUCAUUUCUGGGGUGGGCUUAGCUGUGACUGCUCGAAGUUUCAUCACCCUUUUCCCUCUGCCCUUCCUCAUCAAGAGGCUACCUAUCUGUAGAUCCAAUGUUCUUUCCCACUCCUACUGCCUGCACCCAGACAUGAUGAAGCUUGCCUGUGCUGACAUCAACAUCAACAUUUUUUAUGGACUCUUUGUUCUUGUGUCUACCUUUUGCAUGGACCUGCUUUUUAUUUUCCUCUCCUAUGUGCUCAUUCUGCGUUCUGUUAUGGCCAUUGCUUCUCAUGAGGAACGCCUCAGAGCUCUCAACACAUGUGUGUCACAUAUCUUGGCUGUGCUUGCAUUUUAUGUGCCAAUGAUAGGGGUNUCUANAGUCCACCGAUUUGGGAANCAUGNCCCACGAUACAUACAUGUACUCAUGUCCAAUGUCUACCUCUUUGUGCCUCCUGUGCUCAACCCUCUCAUUUANAGUGCCAAGACAAAGGAGAUCCGCCGUGCCAUAUUCCGCAUGUUUCGCCGUAUCAAACUGUGACUUCCACAUCUUUUUAUAAUUUCUGAUGGUUACACUGCCUAUGGGU